ACCAUGAUGGCGGCGGCGGCAGCGGCAGAGUUGGGCGGCGGUCCCGGUUCGUCUCCCACCGGUUCCUCCCGACCAGCGGCGGCGGAUUACUCGGUGUUAGUAGUGGUGGGAGCGCUGGGGCCCACCGGUUUACUGGAACGGCUGCUGCAGCAGAUAGACUCAGGUGUACGGUGUUGGCCUGUAGACCUGGAUGUUUCUGUUCUGGAUCAGCAGCUGAAACUCUUCGUGUCCCGACACUCAGCCUUCCUGUCAGAACAUGUUCCAGGUCAGCGGACUCUGCAGCACCGUGGGGACGUUCUGGACACUCAGGUUGUGGUGAAUCCAGCGCAGGACUUCGUCUGCUCAGAGGUCCGGCGGCUGGUCUGUGACUCAUCCCGACACAAGCUGCUGGUCCUGGCCGGUCAGUGUGUCGAAGACACUGCAGACAUCGUGUUACAGAAAGGCUGCUUCUCCCUCAACCACUUCAUCCACAUAUUUGCAGAUGAAGAGGUAGGAGAGUUGUUGAGUUCUGCAGACCCAUUGAUGAAGGCCAGCCUCACUCUCAGCUGUCCAAACUAUGGUCUUUGGAAGGACUCUGCGUUGGACAGACACAACCUCCAGGACUUCAUAAACAUCCAGAUAAACCCUCCCCCCGUCUUCCCAGAAAUGGAGGGUCUGCAGGAGUUCACGGAGUACCUCUCUGAGUCGCUCGAGCCUGAGCGGCCCUUCCACCUCCUGGAGCCACCGAGCACCGUGGGAUUCCUGAAACUCUCACGGCCCUGUUGCUACAUCUUCCCCGGUGGGAGGGGUGACUCUGCCUUCUUUGCCGUUAACGGUUUUAACAUCCUGGUGAAUGGCGGGUCUGAUCCCCGCUCCUGCUUCUGGAAACUGGUUCGACACCUGGACAGAAUCGACGCCGUGCUCCUGACUCAUAUUGGUGUAGACAAUCUCCCCGGGCUGAACAGUCUGCUGCUGAGGAAAGUAGCAGAGCAGGAGGAAGAGUCUGCUGGAUGUCAGGCUGAAGAGGACUGGGUGAAAAACCUCAUCUCCCCCGAGAUUGGGGUGGUCUUCCUCAAUGCUCCCGACAGACUAAAGUUCAUACAGGGAGAUCCCAGCGAGCUGCGGAGUUGCGACCAGGUGGCGCUCACUCUGCAGCACUUAGAAAGACUGGCAAUCAAACCUGAACCUAUCAGCCGGUCUAACGGACCCAGUAUAGAACCAGUUAUCUUGUUUCAAAAGAUGGGAGUUGGCCGUCUAGAGCUGUACACACUGAAUCCAGUCAGCGGCAGCAAAAACCUUGAAGCUUUAAUGCACAUUUGGCCAAACAAUGGAUCAAAUGUAAAGGGCUCAGAUCUUCCACUACCAUGCCUUGUUUCCAUUUGUGCUUUGCUGGUCUGGCAUCCUUCCAACCCUCAGGAGAAGAUCAUCCGUGUCCUUUUCCCGGGGUGCACACCGCAGACCAAAAUUCUGGAUGGACUUGAAAAACUCAGACAUCUAGAUUUCCUCAAACAUCCGGUUGUGUGUUUUAAGGAUAUAGAAACAGCCAAAACUGAGAAACAACCUAAAAGAGCAGAGAGUCGUGAAAGCCUUAAGUCUCAGUCCAAGGACUUUAGACCCAGUAGUGCCUUGCAGAAAGACAAGCUUGGACGAGUAGAUGUCAAAAAACAGGAGGGGAAAACGAAGGCAAAGCCACCAAGUGACACUGCAUCUAAAGAAAGAAGUGACGGGGAGGAAAAGCCAAAAUUAAAAGAUGUAGAUGCUAAAUCAAAGCCACCUAAACCUGCUCAAAAGCUUGUUCCAAAGAAAGAUGUGUCGAAAGAAGAGAAAAGGGAAGUGAAAAAGGAAGAUAAGAUCCCUGCUGCUGUUGUAAAGAAAGAACAAAGUGGAGAGAAAAAGAAAGAAGUGGUAAAGAAGGAAGCGCUUAGUACAAAACCAAAAAAAGACUUCAGACCUGAGCUAAAAAAAGACAGCAAGAAGGAUGUAAAAACAGAGGAGAAGAAAAGUGCAAAGCCAGCUGUUAAAGAAAUAAAGAAAGCAACAAGUGGGGCCUCGAGUGCUGCAUCAACAAGUACAGAACUAAGAAAACCUUCGGGCAAGAGUGGGACUCUGAAGAAAGAUGGCACUCUUCCAAAGAAAGAUACUUCAAAUAAAUGGACUAAAGGCAAGCCAGGGUCAAAGGAGCAGGAAAACCAGAAGGACGCAGAUUGCUCUAAGGUGUCGUCACCUGAGGACAUGACGGCUGAGUUUGAAACACUUAGAGUGAAAGAUGACAAUGGCAACAGCAGCCAAAACUCAAAGGCUACAGCAGUCAUGGAUAUUGAAGGAGCAGAGGCCAAUGGGAACCAGACCUCGACAGUAGAGAGUCCAGAGAGGUUUCGCUGUCUGGAGACGGACCAGGACGUGGCCACUGCCUCGUUGAAAAACGAUGACACCUGCCUGAGCUCAGAGGAAAAGACUCUGGAACUGGUCUCUCCUGCAGAUUCUGCCACUAACUCUGCCGAACAUACCCCUUUCCAUCACUCCCCCGAAGAGGACAUUCAGGGUUUGGGAGAGGACAGCAGCCUUGGAGUGAGAGGAUCCGGUCUGGGCCUGGAGGAUUACAACCAGGGAGGUUCUUGCAGGACCUCUGACCUGAGCUCCCUGAGGGAAGGUCUGGAAAACUCAACAUCCUCUCAGGACCAACAGUCCAGUCUUUUGAUACUCAGUCCUUUCAAAGACAUAAUGCCAGACUCAUCCUCCACCGUGACCUCCAUGCCGGCUGAAGUCGGCUCUCCACACUCUACAGAAGUGGAUGAAUCCCUGUCUUUUUCUUUAGAUCAAAUGCUGCCACCCACUGCAGUGUCACCCAAAGGACCCGUGGGAGACAGAGUCUACUCUAAUGGACAUGUAAGUGACUCGGACACCAACACCGGAAUGGCCUUACCUCCGAGGUCAAACCAUAAUGGCUGUUGCGGAAAUGGAUCAGAGGAACACAUCCACGGGAUGUCGGAACUCAUCUCAGAUGUUCCACAUGACGUUGAUCUCUGCUUAGUGUCACCUUGUGAAUUCCAGCACCCCAAGACUCCAGAGAACCAUCAGCAGCAUGUCAGCCCCGGCCUCGCCACCCGUAACUCACCAGACCUCUCCGACAACAACAACCACUCACAGGAUCAGAGUAGCAGCAACUGCCUGUCAGUCUACAGCCAGGAAACUCCAUCCACAUCAGUCAGUGACUCCCUCCCCACGGCCACAGACUCUGAUGUCCCCCCCAAUACAGAGGAAUGUCCUUCCAUCACAGCAGAUAUCGACUCUGAUGAUGAUUCCAGUAGCCUUUUCCCGCUCAGACAUCUACAAGAUCAUCCCAGUCAACACUGCUCCCACAUGGGAGGGCAGCUUUCGUCCCAUGACCCACCACCAGCCCCGGUCAAGGAUUUGCCCCCGUUACCACCCCAGCCUGGCACCUGCAUGGCUGACACAGAGGCUGACCGUUCAAGCAAAACCCAGAAGAGCGCAGCUGCCAAGACCAAGAAACCAGCAGGUACGAUGCAGAGGGCUACCGCUGGGAGCACCACCACCCAAAACGGAAAGGCCAAGGUCGGCAGUUCCACAGGGUCACUAAAGAUGACCUCCAGCCUUGACACAAAGCCAUCAUCCCGAAAUUCACUUGGAGGCUCCAGAAUUGGAACUGCAAAACCUUCUUUCUCAGCUUCCAAAGCUGCAGGUUCUGAGGGGUUCGCGGUGUACGUGGACCUGGCCUACCUGCCGUCCGGCUGUGCCUCCUCCACCGUUAACCAGGAGUUUUUCAGAUGUCUUCGCUCGUUGCAUUACAUCGUCAGUGGAGAUGAUCCGGUGAAGGAAGUGGCGAUGAGGAGCAUCCUGGACGCCCUGCUGGAGGGGAAGAGCAGCUGGCCAGAGGUUCAGGUGACUCUGAUCCCAACAUUUGAUUCGCUGGCUAUGCACGAGUGGUAUCAGGAGACGCACGACAGGCAGAGGGAGAUGCUCAUCACUGUGCUGGGCAGUAACAGCACUGUAGCCAUGCAGGAGGAGACCUUCCCUGCCUGCAAGGUGGAGUUCUAAGGCCCGCCCCUCUGACCUCUGACCUCUUCACAGGUGGAUAAAGUGAUGGAGGAUAGACUUUUGUUGUUGCCAUGGUUGCAAGCAGACCAGACCAAUGACAGUGCAUGUUUGAUCAGGUUUCAGGUCAGUGGAGUCAUUUUAGUGAGCAUGCUCAGUGACACCCUGCACAGCGCUCACUGUUAGUCUGAAGGUUGAUGAGACAGGAAGUCCGGUUAAAGAUCUGUGACAGCAUCUGAUCCAGAAGCUGGUCCUUUGAAUAAGAAAAGGUUUCCUUUACGUUUGCACCUGAGUGACAUCACUGCAUGGUUAGCACCUGUCACUUCCUCACUGCUGGAUCAGGAUGUUAAGACUAACGUCUGUCAGUUUUAUUAAUCUGAAAAUCAUCAACGCUGGACUCAGAUUCAACAUGUCAGCUGUGAAGAGGGAAGCUUCCAGGAAGCUGAGCAGUGUCUCUCAUCUUCGUCAGAAACAUGAUGAAGACGAGGUGGAGGGAAACAAAAUGCUGGCAGAAUCGCUGAUCCCACGUUGAAACUGAAAAGUCAUUUCAAUCCCCUCCUGUGAUGACGCAAUCUGGAUCAAAUAAUUCUGCAAGCUUUAUUUGAUAAUCAAGGCGUCUUUCUGUUGUCAUGACACAACUUUCUGUCUCAUAAUAAGCAGCGUCUUUAUUAAUUCUGAACUCUUUGACCUCGUCGUACGCCGUCUCUAUCUCUUAUUCAGCUACAUGUUCCCAUAAUUACUGAAUCUUCCACAGUGAAGUGAAAUUGGCCUCAUCUAUUCGAUGUUUAUCUUAUGGAGAUUUUUAGUUUCUCAUUAAAGAUACAGACAUAAAACAUCUGUAUCUAAGCCUAACCCCUGUUAGUCGAGGAGAAAACUGGUUUGAUCCAGCAGGCGGGAACGACUGCAGAGUUUUUCAUGUCCACGUGUAGGAGAUCUGCCGAGUGAAGACAAAUGUGGGACCACAUGUUGCAGCUUUGUGAUCAGUUUGAUCAUGUGAAGGUUUGAACAGGACUGCAUGCAGCACAGAGCUCAGGUCAGAUCUCACCUGUUUGUAGUGAAGAAGAAUCACUUUUAGCAAAAUGUUUUCACUUUGACUUGUUCUUUUAGCUUUGACUGUGUGAACCGCUCGUGUUCGUUCUGGUCUGUUAUUCAAUGGCAGCAGCAGGUUCAGCAGAAAUAUUUCACAACCCCCCCCCCCAGUUUAGUCUGUGGCUCUAAAUACUACAUGACCCUCAGCUGUUGUAUGAAUCGAUCCAAAUUAUGAAAGCGAUUUGAUUCAAAUCAGCUUUAUCCUGCCCUUUUGUGCCUGGCAACAGAGUGUGGAGCUCUCUGAUUGGAUGAAUCUUACAGCAGUGUUCUGGGACUUGUAGAAAGAGCCCACAUUUGUUUUUUGCUUCUUUUAAUGUUUCUCGUUUAAUUUAGAAACGACGACUGAAACCACGAAGAUAAAACUUGAUCGUCCUUUAAUUUUUAUUUCUGCCUCAAAAAACACAAACAUUUCACUCUUUAACUUAUUUAUUUAUUUUCUUUUUACAAAUUGUCCUUUUUUGAAUUCACACCUGCGCUUCGAUGAGUCGGACCUUUGGUACGAGCUCCUUGCCGACUUUUGUCACCCAUGAGCUGAAUUUAAAUACUUUAAUGGUCCAGUGUGGAGGAUGUAGCGACCUCUUGUGGUGAGUCUGCAGAGUGAUACGAAGUGAACGGCCCUCGCUCACCCUGUGGACCGGGGGUUUGGUUUGUCCGCUCCCUCUCUUGUGUUCACAUGAUUCACACUGAUGAAGACAGAACUAUGAAGAUGAGAUUUCUGCCAACAGACCCUGAAAAAUUCACUUCAUGUCCAGUUUUUUCCCUUUAAGGGCUGAAACACAGAAACAAACUGAUCUUUAUUUCAGUCGUCAGAGUUUUGGUUUAUCGGUUGAAGCCGACCUCUCUGCUGAAUGCUGAAUCUUUAUUGGGAGCUGCUUUUAACAGCUGAUCCUGGUGCAGCGUGACCGUUAACUGCACAAUAAAUGAGAUUUGAGUCACAGAGUCAAAAUAUUUUGACAGAAAAGUUACAAUCUUAUUGAAAUAAGAAAAUAAGUCUCAUUUUAAAAUAAAGAUGAACACGAGAUUCGACUUUGUGACUUUUAAUAUUCGGAUAUUUUUCUCUUUCAGAUAAAUAAAAUAUUAUAUGCCUUUUUCUACUCAAAUUAUGACAUUCUCAAAAUGCGUUGACCUUUUUGCAAAUAAUUUUGACUUUAUUUCUUAAAAUAUUGAGACUUUUCUGUGAAGUUAAGGUUUGAAAAGGUCAAAGUAUUCUUAUUUUCUUAGAACAUUUUCAGUUUUUCUCAGAAUUUCAGCUUUAAUCUUGGAAUAUUUAGAAUUUAUCUCCAAAUCAUGACUCUCUUUUCAUAAUAUUCUGACUUUAUCGACAACCCAGAUUUCUUUUCCUUCAUCGGUGACAAACUGAAGUCCAGUUUUAAUAAGACAGACGACAUCAAAGCCAUAAAUGUAUUAGAGAUGUGAUUGAUUUAGAAAAUGUUUUCUCCUCUUCCCCCUCUCCCAAUACACACACACACACACACACACAGACAGGAAAUGUAUGUCUUGGAACACUAAUUUCAAUGAUUCUUUCAAAAUAAAAUGAGCCCU
Chelmon rostratus (copperband butterflyfish) is the source of this 6663-nucleotide messenger RNA. RefSeq names its product microtubule-associated protein 1Sa (gene map1sa). Bases 4 to 4035 code for a protein of 1343 amino acids. Gene Ontology annotation, molecular function: actin binding; microtubule binding. Gene Ontology annotation, cellular component: neuronal cell body; microtubule; microtubule associated complex. Gene Ontology annotation, biological process: axonogenesis; microtubule cytoskeleton organization; regulation of microtubule depolymerization. The transcript is spliced from 7 exons. Lineage: Eukaryota; Metazoa; Chordata; Actinopteri; Chaetodontiformes; Chaetodontidae. The record is from RefSeq and is a predicted model, not a curated record.